AUGUCAUUAUUUGUCUUAGAGAAGCCCAGAUUACUAUCCAACUCUUCAUUCUCUUUCGAUUUUACUUCCUCUUUCCUCCAUUUUUGUCGCCUUCGUUUUUAUUCAUUUUACUUUCUAGUUACCCUAUUUUCCCAUAUCUAUAAGUUUCCUUUCGCAUUUUAUCUCAACACCAUUUCUUCCUUUUCCUCUUUUAUUUAUCUAUUUGUCCAAUUCUCUUCAAUUGUCUCCUUAGGCUUUCUUCCUUCAACAUUUCUCUUUGAGUUCAUCUGUGUGACGCUUUUCUUACAAUUAUUCUUUCUUUCUUUCUUUCUUUCUUUCUUUCUUUCUUCCUUCCUUCUCACUAACUGCCGUUCUUUCUUUAAAUAUUCUAUGUCUCUUCCAGUGACGUUCGCUUCAUUUCGCCUUCUUUCAUAUAUGCCCACAAUAUUUAUGCAUUCUUGCAGUCUUUCUUUCUUUCUUUCAUUCUUUCUUUCAUUCAUUCAUUCAUUUAUCUCUCUCCUCUUCUCUAGCUAUCAUUUCAUUUUUUGUUUCUUUAUCAUUUUCUUUUUAUCUCUUUCUUUCUCUUUCAUUUAUUUACUGUGCUCACAUUCCUUACUCAUUCUUCCCCACCUCUCUCUCUCUCUUUCUUACCGCUCAGAGUUCUUGCCAUUUUCAUUUACCCUCCACCUGUCAUCACUUUUCCUACCACUCACAUUAUUCUUUAAUCUUCGUCUUUUCUCUUUCCUCAUUAUCUCUCUUUUAAUCAUAAUAACUCGUUCAUCUUCAAAAUUCUCCAUCACUUUUUCGUUUUCCUUCCUAUAG
This is a messenger RNA of Acanthosepion pharaonis, 801 nucleotides long. Lineage: Eukaryota; Metazoa; Mollusca; Cephalopoda; Sepiida; Sepiidae. The record is from the annotation of a GenBank genome assembly.